AAUAUGGAGCAGUGUGCUGUUAAUCCUCGUUAGGAUUAGCUAAAGCCUCGGACACAGUGGAAAAGGGCUCAGAAUACCAUGGCAACAGUAAGAAUGGGGGAAAACGUGAAUGGACCACCGGAGCGACGACUCCUGCUCGAGCUGCUCUGAAGGCGACGCUCGUUUUGUCGCAGAUUAAUAUUCCGUUUGCGCCUCUCCGCCUGCUGGACGCACCGAUGCGCCGUCAGUGCGCGUCAUGAGACCGUGGACGGAGGUUAUAUUUAGGCUGAGAGAGAAAAUAGCGGUGUUGGGUGAUUCCUCUGAAUGGCUGCUUGUUGGCUUUUGUCAAGGACCUGCUGCUGGAGAGCGAAGCGCAGAGCAGAGCAGAGGAGAGGAGAGGAGGGGGAUGGACGCUGCGCACAAAUACCAAAAUAGGACCGAGCUGCCUGCCACCGUCCUCCGUGAGCUAAAUUGAGGUUUCAUAUGUUUGGGAGAAGAGAGAGGACACGACGGAGUGUCAGCGUGGAAUAACACGGGUCAUCCGUUUGAAUAGGAUGAGAGAUCACCAUGUCACAUAAACAAACCGACAUCUACACCUAUGACUUCUGUGAUGGAGACCACCCGGCAGAGCUCCUGGAUGCUCUCAGGCAUUUCUAUAUGAGCGGCCUGUUUACAGAUGUGGCUCUGCAGUGUGGCGAGUCCGGCCAGGUGUUCAACUGCCACAGAGCUCUGCUGGCAGCCCGCAGCUCCUACUUCAAAGUCAUGUUCACAGCUGACAUGAGGGAGAGGUCGAACAGCGUCAUCAAGCUGACCGGGGUGGAUGGCGGGGUGCUGGGGGCUCUGGUGGACUACGUCUACACAGCCCAGGUGUGCAUCACAGAGAGCAACGUGCAGAGUCUGCUGGAGGCCGCGGAUCUGCUGCAGUUCGUCUCUGUCAAGCAGGCGUGCGAGGAGUUCCUGGUUCGCCUCCUGGAUGUGGAUAACUGCCUGGGCAUGCACACCUUCGCUCAGCUGCACCUGUGUCCGGGGCUGGAGAGGGAGGCCCGCAGAGUGAUGCUGAGCAGGUUCGCUGAGCUCAUCCAGCAGGACGAGUUCUUAGAGCUGGACCAGGAGAAGAUGAGGUCUGUGUUGGCUGCUCAGAGUCUCACUGUGCAGAGAGAUGAAGUGCUGAUAGACGCAUUAGCAACAUGGGUAAGCCACGACUUGGACAGCCGCAUUCACCGUGUUCCUGACCUGCUGCGCUCCAUCCACCUGGAUCUGGAUGAGGUUUACUUCAAGGCUACAUUAGAGGUGCACAGACAGUACCUGAUGAACAAUGAUGGGAAGCUAAAAUCAAUGAUCAUUCAGGCGUUAAGGUCCAACGGGAAAGAGAUUCCUGCAAGCAGAAAAAUGUCUUCCAGCAUGUACAUCAUUGGAGGUUACUACUGGCACCCUCUUUGUGAAGUUCACAUCUGGGAUCCUAUCAGCAACACCUGGGUGCAGGGAAAAGACAUGCCAGACCCCGCCAGAGAGAGCUACAGCGUCAGCCUACUGGGGGCAAAUAUCUAUGUGACCGGUGGUUACAGGUCCAACACCGUCGAGGCCCUGGACGCUGUUUCCAUCUAUAACUGUGAUUAUGAUGAAUGGACCGAGGGCUGCCCCAUGAUCAUGGCCAGGUACUACCACUGCUCUGUGGCUCUACACGGCUGCAUUUAUGCCAUCGGAGGCUACAGAGGAGGAGCUCCAGAGAGAGAGACUGAGUUUUACGAUCCUUUAAAAAAGAAAUGGUUCCCGGUGGCCCAAAUGAUCCAAGGUGUAGGAAAUGCCACUGCCUGUGUGAUGGGAGAUAAAAUCUAUGUGACUGGAGGUCACUAUGGUUACAGAGGAAGCUGCACCUAUGAAAAAAUCCAGGUUUACAGACCAGAUAUCAACGAGUGGAGCAUCAUUACAAUAAGCCCCCAUCCAGAGUACGGACUGUGUUCCGUGUCUCUCAACAACAAGCUGUACUUGGUGGGCGGACAGACGACUAUUGCCGACUGCUACGACACGGAGAGAGACGAAUGGAGGGCCAUAUCAGUGAUGAAGGAGAGGAGGAUGGAGUGUGGAGCCGUGGUGAUAAAUGGUUGUAUUUAUGUGACAGGUGGAUACUCCUACUCGAAAGGAACUUACCUGCAAAGCAUCGAGAAGUACGACCCUGAGCUGGACUCAUGGGAGAUUGUGGGGACUCUUCCCAGCCCGACCAGAUCUCAUGGAUGUAUCUGUGUUCAUAGUGUCCAGUGACAAAUCUUUUUGUUUAUCAGGCCAAAUGGCUCAGAUGGUGACUGGUCUUCACUAAAGUGUGCAAAUGUUGGUGCACUAUCGAGCAAUAAGUAGAGCUGCACUGGAUAUAUGCGUUUAGGGAGCUAUUUGCCAAACUGUAAAUGCACUGACGAGCAAGCAUUACAACUCAGGGGCUUUGUAAUAAGCAUUUUUAGUAGACUUUUUAAUUUUUAAACAGCCACAAGGUUGCUGGCGACCUAUUUAGGUUUGAUUUAGCCACAUGCUAAACAGGCACAUUUUCAGAAAGUAGAAGACGUUUCCUUUCAGAUUAAGUGUCACACUUGUAACUCUGUCUUAGAUUUCUUCUGUUAUAAGCUUGUCCAAAUGCCAAAAAUUCCAUGAAAGAGGUUGAUGUUAAGAGGUUCGAAAGAGAUUGAAGAUGAAUGUAUUUGAGUGUUAUUCACAUCCACAUGAUAAAUGUAUACACAUAUGUAUAUUCAUUAGUAGAGGUAUACCGCUAGGGUGAAACUAAAUAAAUAAAUCACUACAAUAGUUAUGUGA
This is a messenger RNA of Amphiprion ocellaris (clown anemonefish), 2778 nucleotides long. It is a transcript of the gene klhl23, whose product is annotated as kelch-like family member 23. Bases 547 to 2238 code for a protein of 563 amino acids. NCBI's taxonomy places the organism in Eukaryota, Metazoa, Chordata, Actinopteri, Pomacentridae. The transcript has 4 exons. Gene Ontology annotation, molecular function: protein binding. The record is from RefSeq and is a predicted model, not a curated record.